CCGGAUCAUCCUCUACCUUUGGAAAUGGCUGUUACCCUAGCCCGAGCUCCUUUCUCUUCCUAUGCUCGCCUGUCCAUCUUCCUUCCCAGACGCGUUCUCUCCACCACUUCCAUGUCCAUCACCCAAUCCCCUCCUAUCCCAACUACCUUCCUCGCUCGCAGAUCUCUCAAUCCUCUUUCUCAAGCCUUGCGUUCGCUUGCUCCGGUUCCCACCGUCACUCGUUUCACCGCCGUCCGAUGCCGCGUCAACCGGUCUGGCAACUCCGCCUACUCACCUCUCAACUCGGGCUCCAACUUCAGUGACCGACCGCCCACAGAGAUGGCCCCUCUAUUUCCCGGCUGUGACUAUGAGCACUGGCUCAUUGUCAUGGACAAGCCCGGCGGCGAGGGUGCUACCAAACAGCAGAUGAUUGAUUGUUAUAUACAAACUCUUGCUAAGGUUGUUGGAAGCGAAGAGGAAGCCAAGAAGAAGAUUUAUAAUGUUUCUUGUGAGAGGUACUUCGGGUUUGGGUGUGAAAUUGACGAGGAGACAUCUAAUAAGCUAGAAGGGUUGCCCGGCGUACUGUUUGUCCUCCCUGAUUCAUACGUUGACCCAGAAAAUAAGGAUUACGGUGCUGAAUUAUUUGUGAAUGGAGAGAUCGUGCAGAGAUCACCUGAGAGACAGAGAAGGGUGGAGCCGCAGCCACAGAGACACCAGGAUAGACCAAGAUACAAUGAUAGAACUAGGUAUGUCCGGCGUCGGGAAAAUCAGCGUUGAAGGAGCCAUAUGUGAUUUGAAAGAUGGGUGUAGAUAAGCUGAAAGAGGUGGAGUAAUGUUCUUUCGUAGCUAUCAUUUGGAUGCUGAUAUUCGAAGUGGUUACAAUGCAAUAUGUUUGUAAGGGUCACGUGUCAGUUGUCGAACUAGCAUGAAAUUGUGUGGGCUAAAAAAGAACUAAUGUUUGUGACACAUUUUUUUUUUCCUUUUUUUUUCCCAUGAAACAUAACGUUGAACAAAAUCUCUAGCAAAUUCGAGUUAUUUUGUUAUUGUACUCAACCUUCAGGGUGCCAUUGGCACAUGGAAAAAGAAAUGUGGGGAGACUUACGUCUGAUAGAUGGAGAAAUUAUUCUGUUUA
Molecule: messenger RNA, 1111 nt
Organism: Prosopis cineraria
Lineage: Eukaryota; Viridiplantae; Streptophyta; Magnoliopsida; Fabales; Fabaceae
Product: multiple organellar RNA editing factor 2, chloroplastic-like
Exons: 4
Coding region: 25-756 (243 amino acids)
Biological process (GO): cytidine to uridine editing; mitochondrial mRNA modification
Cellular component (GO): mitochondrion
Source: RefSeq, a predicted model, not a curated record